AUGAAAGAGGGUUUCCCAAACUCCGCCAAGCUGGAUAGGUACAGAGUCGACCGCUAUGGCCACGCCAACGACGACGCCCCUGACUACCGUCGUCCCUCCCUCUUCUCCGACGCCGUCAUCCCCCCUCGCCGCAGCCCCCCUUCCUAUCGCUCCGGCGGCCCUGCCCGCGGCGGCUUCGACAGUCCGCCUCAUCACUCUCCCGCUGGAUUCCCGCCUUUGGGCCCCGCCGGUCCCGCUCCCGUUGGCGGAGGGUUUCGCCCCCCCCAUCCGGAGCCUCCGCCGCAGCUCUCCGGUCAGAAACGCGGCCAUCCUUUCUCUGCCCGUGGUGGCUCACCAGAUCGUGUAGAUAGAGGAAAUUUUGCCAAGCUUUUCGUUGGAUCAGUUCCGAGGACAGCUACUGAGGGACAGAUUCGCCCUUUGUUUGAAGAACAUGGAGACGUGGUAGAGGUUGCGCUGAUCAAAGACAAGAGAACAGGACUGCAGCAAGGUUGUUGUUUUAUCAAGUAUGCAACCUCAGAAGAAGCUGAUAGGGCCAUUAGAGCUUUGCAUAAUCAACAUACUCUUCCUGGGGGAGUCGGUCCUAUCCAAGUCAGAUAUGCUGAUGGGGAACGAGAACGCCUUGGUGCAGUUGAGUACAAACUGUUUGUGGGCUCACUAAACAAACAAGCUUCGGAAAAGGAAGUUGAGGAGAUUUUUUCACCAUAUGGUCAAGUUGAAGAUGUUUAUCUCAUGCGUGAUGAAUUGAAGCAGAGUCGUGGAUGUGGAUUUGUUAAGUAUUCCCACCGAGACAUGGCCUUGUCGGCAAUAAAUGGUCUAAACGGGCGUUAUACUAUGAGAGGUUGUGAGCAACCACUAACUGUCCGGUUUGCUGAUCCUAAAAGGCCUAGGCCUGGAGAAUCAAGGGGUCCUGCUUUUGGAGGUCCAGGUUUUGGUCCUCGGUUUCAAAGCCCAGGGGCCAGACCAGUACCCAACUUUGGUGAUCCUACGAGUGAUCAGAUUCCAACUAAUUCUUGGCAUCCAAUUAGUCCACCAAACUUGGUGCCAUCCCCGAAUCCUAGUAUUCGUAGCUUCGGGGGCCAUUUGUUUCCUAGGUCUGGAGACAUGGGACCCUUUAAUUCGGGUGGGCAUGGCAAUUCUGUUGAGGGUCCACAUACUGCGAUGGCAGUUUCAUCUCAAACAACGCAGCAGAGUCUUAACCAGUCAAUACCACAUAUGGGUCAGCAAAUAUCCCCAUUACAGAAGCAUAAUCAGUCACCUCAGCAUUUGCCACCUUCCCUCCAUCAGCACCCUCAAACACCAUCACCCUAUGCGCACACACAAACAGCACGACAGGUUGGUCAACCACAGCUUCCUCCUGCUGGCCAAACACCAUUUAAUCAAGCUUUACCAUCACAAAGGUUACAUGGUUUGGGCGGACAGCUGUCAAUCUCUCAGCCUGAGGUCCAGCAGAAUGCAUCUUCUGCUCCAACACUUCCGACCCUUUUGAAUAUCAACUUAAAAUCCCAUUCGAUGUCCGCAACAAAUCAACAGCAACGUCCUUCUGCUCCUGCUCAGCAACAACUUCAAACUCUUCAGCAGGCUCCUUCUCAGUUAGCUCAGAUGUUGUCGCAACAGACACAAACUCUGCAGGCAAGCUUUCAAUCGUCUCAGCAGGCAUUCUCCCAGCUGCAACAACAGUUGCAGCAAAUGCAGCCAUCAAAUCAGGGUCUGGCAUUGCAUCAGCCUUCCCAGUCCACUAAACAGCAGCAGUCUCAAUGGAAUGGAAUAGUACCACAGACAGUUGCCAAUACUCCUGCCACAACACCAGCUGCAGAUGUGCCUUCAGCCACAUCUGCUGCUCCUGCUAUACCUGUAACAAACCAGAAUAUAACUCCUACAAAAUGUGUUUGGACAGAGCAUACCUCCCCGGAUGGAUACAAGUACUAUUAUAAUAGUGCAACAGGUGAAAGCAAGUGGGAAAAACCUGCCGAACUUGCAUUGUUUGAGCAACAGCAGCACCACCAAAAGGCGUCAGUUCAGCAGCCUCAUACCCCUUCACUCCCUCAAAGUGUAUCUGCGCAGCAGCAAGUUUCUCAAACACAACAUAUGCAUCUUCAAACUCAUCUUCAACCACAGCCUCGGCCCAAUCUUCAGUCACAACAGCCAUCUUUGUCUUCAACGUACCAGGCUUCUGGAAUUGUAGGCCAACAGAAUGCUCAGGACUACGGAUAUUCAAAGUUACCCCCAACAACUAGUUCAGUUAGUGAUCCUCGCUUCCAACAGGGGCUUCAGGCUGCUCAGGAAUGGAUGUGGAAAAACAAGCCAACAGGUGCACAUAGGAAUUGAUGCUUGGACGCCUUGGAGAGAGAUAGAAAGAGAAGUUGUCAACAAUCUUGUUAGCAAGGCAGCAAGGUCUUUGCGCCAAUAUGCCAAAUGGAUGUUUGAGGGGAACAUUUCCUUCAGGCAUUGGUCUCUUGCAUGAGCUUCGACUAUAUAUAGUUAAAUAGCUUGCAAAGUUAAACAUUUGUGCCAUAGUAUUGGGCAAGAAAUUGCUCGGCUGUAGGAUGUAACUAUUUGGUGUAACAUAGAAUCCAAUUUAGCAUAGCUGUAUUUAGAAGGCGGGUUGGCAAUUCAUUGAAGGGCUGCACGCCUUUCAAUUUUUCCAGACCGAGAAUUGCCAAAUGCCCCACCCUUUGAGCUUCAGUUGACGUUUUGGUAAGGAAAUCCAGUCUCAUCCUAAUUUCCAAAAAGAAAUUCGAAUCAUGAUGACGCUUCUUAGUUUU
Molecule: messenger RNA, 2762 nt
Organism: Fragaria vesca subsp. vesca
Lineage: Eukaryota; Viridiplantae; Streptophyta; Magnoliopsida; Rosales; Rosaceae
Product: flowering time control protein FCA-like
Exons: 20
Coding region: 1-2325 (774 amino acids)
Molecular function (GO): protein binding; RNA binding
Source: RefSeq, a predicted model, not a curated record